ACUUCUAAUAAAAAAUUCAGCCCUACCGACUAAUAGAUUUAGAGACAAUGGGAGAAACGAAUAGCGUCGGCAAGACAGGUAUGAUGGGCGAUUGGAGCAGGACAAGCCGGCUGAAGCAUCUGUAUCAAAAUCUCCGGAUCAUUGAUUAAUUUAAAUUAAGAAUUAAAAAAUGGCAGCGUUUUCGAUAUGCUGCCAUUAAUGGAUACAAUUGAUUCGAUGAUAAUCCCGGCAAUAACUCCUCCAUCUCGAGAAUGGCAGAUUGGGAAAUGAAGAAAUGUUGCAAUCAUGAUCAACUUGUUUUCUUGAUUACUACUGCUGUUUGUACUAUUCUCAUUCUUGCGUUAUGGAGGACUGUACUACUAUUGCCUUUUAAGCUCGUGACUGUUUUCCUUCAUGAAGUAAGCCAUGCUAUUGCCUGCAAACUUACUUGCGGCCAUGUGGAGGAGAUGCAAAUACAUGCAAAUGAAGGUGGCAUGACAACGACACGCGGUGGUGUUUAUUGGUUUAUCUUGCCCGCUGGAUAUCUUGGUUCAUCAUUCUGGGGAAUGGCUUUAGUACUUGCAUCAACAAAGCUUUUGACUGCUAGAAUUGCUGCAGGAUGUUUAGCCCUUGCUCUAUUUGUCGUCCUUUUUGUUGCCAAAAAUUGGACACUACGUGGAUUAUGUAUCGGGUUCAACAUCUCUCUCAUUGUUAUUUGGGUCCUCCAAGAAACAACAAAGAUACGGAUCCUUCGUUAUGUGAUCAUGUUCAUUGGUAUAAUGAACAGCUUGUUCUCGGUUUUUGAUAUCUACGGUGAUUUAAUCUCUCGAAGGGAACACACGAGCGAUGCAGAGAAAUUUGCUCAAGAAUGUCCAUGCAUUUGCAAUGGCGUUGGAUGGGGUAUCAUUUGGGGAAUGAUAUCACUUUUGUUUCUGUGUAUAUCCAUGUAUUUAGGCCUUGUAAUCCUGUCUUCAGGUUAAGGGGAAGAGACCGAAUGAACAAAUCCUGCCUAGUGUCACUUGAUUUGCUAUUCUUUUUGCAGAUCCCGUACCAUGAAUCAGAAAAAGCAAAUUGUAGUCGGCUUUUGGCUAUUUCUUUCUUGUUUUGAGCAAAUCGCAUAUUCAAAAAACGAAUCAAUUGAUGAAUUAUGUCACACGGAGCCCUCCUCAAAUUGAUAAACUACUAUUAUCCCCCUUAUUAAAAAGCAGAAAAGGAUAAUUUAAUACAUCAUUCCAUUGUAAUUUUUUAUGGAUUCAUAUUGAAAGCGUGUUUGGUUUCCAUUUUUUGAAGGCCACAAACGGAAACACAUAACUUAAUUCGUUACAUAUUGUUUGUUUUGACUCCAAAGUAAUCGUUUACGUUACUUUUAGGAAAUAGAAACUUGUAUUUUGUUGCCAUUCAUAAUAGUGUUGUAAGAAUUCGGUUACCCC
Messenger RNA from Amaranthus tricolor (Joseph's coat), 1409 nucleotides. RefSeq lists its product as uncharacterized. The record is from RefSeq and is a predicted model, not a curated record. The transcript is spliced from 11 exons. NCBI's taxonomy places the organism in Eukaryota, Viridiplantae, Streptophyta, Magnoliopsida, Caryophyllales, Amaranthaceae. Bases 252 to 959 code for a protein of 235 amino acids.